AUGGACCAGGAACUAAUGCAUGCUAUCAAAAACGAUAACCUCCGGGCAUACCAAACUCUAAUACCGAACAGCGUGGCUCCUCGACUGGAUAUUGACAGGCUGCCAGUCAUUCAAAUUACCCAGAGGCACUUCAUCGAUUCUCUAAUUUGGCCUCGUAGCCUCGAGGUACUUCAUGCGACGAAUAAGAAAGCCGCCAAGAUACUCAUGACCCGAAUGCGUGAUGCGCAAAUCAGUGGGCCCUGUCUGAGAAAAGCUCAUAAACAGACUGGCUCGUACCUGGCUACAGAAUACUUGAGCGAGGUCAUUGGUGUGCAAGAAUAUUCAAUACAGCAUGUUCAAGGCCAUAAAACCGACGGAUAUCGACUCUUCUAUGAGCAUGAAACCAUAAUUGUAGCGCUAAUGCGAGGAGGGGAACCCAUGGCAUUUGGAGUGAACGAUAUCUUUCCAACCGCCAUGUUUCUUCAUGCGAACAAACCAGAAGAUAUCAAAGAGGAUCAUAUAAAACAAGCGAUGAAUCUGGUAUUGGUGGACUCUGUGGUGAACACUGGAAAGACGAUUUCACAAUUUAUUCGACACAUUCGAAACCUUAAUUCUACCGUUCGAAUAGCCAUUGUCACGGGUGUCGUCCAGGCCGAGGCUAUAGACAUUCUAAAUCAUGAAUUGGCGCCAUACGGCAGCUAUGAAAAGAUCAGCAUGAUUGCCCUCAGGCUCUCAAAUAACAAGUACCAGGGGAUCGGCACCACCGACACAGGAAACCGCCUUUUUAACACAAUACACCUACAGUGA
This is a messenger RNA of Monascus purpureus, 786 nucleotides long. The record is from the annotation of a GenBank genome assembly. NCBI's taxonomy places the organism in Eukaryota, Fungi, Ascomycota, Eurotiomycetes, Eurotiales, Aspergillaceae.